AUGUCUUAACUUGAGUAAAUUCUUCUAUCUAAUUCUUCUGGUAUUAAAACACAAUUUUAAAUUGAAUCGGAGAAAAUUGAGGAUCUAAUAAAUUAGCUAAAAUAAAUUAAUGAUCAACUACAAGCCACCUAGAUCACUGAGUAAUAAAACUCUUAGCUUAUGCCUGCUAAAUAGAAUUUUAAAAUGAAAGCUGAAAAUAUUAAAUAAAUAGUAACAUCUUUGGAAAAGAGCAUUCGUGGCAAUGAACAAAAGAACAUUCUAUCAAAAUUAAAGUAGUCGUUUUAAAAAGAAGUUGAAAGACAAAGGAGGAUUCUCAAGAGUUCCAUAAAUUCUUCAUAUGAAAAAAGAUUCUCCAGGAUUUCAAUAAUCAGAUAAUCGAGAAUAAAAGGCUCAGAGAUUUAAGCAGAGCAAUUAAAAUACUUUGUUGAACAUAAUUAUGUGAAAAUUGGGUAAAAGGAUGAAAGAAUAGAAUAGGAGAACAAGAGACACUCGUCAGUCAAAAUUGAAGAUAACUCAAAAAUAAAAACAAUUUCAAUUGAUGAAGAGUUCAGAGAUUAAGAAUGGAUUGAUUUAGAGAAUAUUUUGAUUGAAGAAAGGCAAAAAGAACUAGAUGAUAUUGAAAGAGAAGCAGUUUAACUAAAUUUAUUAGCAAAUUAGAUGGGCAGCACUCUCGGCUAAUAAGGUGUAAAUCUAAAUUUUGGAUAGUAAAAUAUAAGUUAAGUCAAGCCUAAAGUAAUACAAACUUAGAACAAAAUAGUCAGUGUUGAUAGGUAAUAGAAAAGCCGAUUCAAAAAGAAAUAUUAUAUUAUUAUUGGAAUUCUCAUUUUAAUAAUAGUUGUGAUGAUAAUUUUACUUAUCUCAAUCUAUUGA
Molecule: messenger RNA, 870 nt
Organism: Paramecium tetraurelia
Lineage: Eukaryota; Ciliophora; Oligohymenophorea; Peniculida; Parameciidae
Exons: 3
Source: RefSeq, a predicted model, not a curated record